AUGAUGGUGCCGUUUGAUUCCAAGCGUCGCCAGCGCCGCCUUGCUCCGAGGCCAUCACCAGCGUUGAUCAGGGCGCUAUUGUGGGCGACACCUCUAGCUGAAGACGCUAGAGCAUAUGGCGGGCGCUAUUGUGGGCCACACCUCCAACCGAAGACGUUGGAGUAUAUGGUGGGCGCUAUUGUGGGCCACACCUUCAGCCGAAGACGCUAG
Gaeumannomyces tritici R3-111a-1 is the source of this 210-nucleotide messenger RNA. RefSeq lists its product as hypothetical. Bases 1 to 210 code for a protein of 69 amino acids. The transcript has a single exon. NCBI's taxonomy places the organism in Eukaryota, Fungi, Ascomycota, Sordariomycetes, Magnaporthales, Magnaporthaceae. The record is from RefSeq and is a predicted model, not a curated record.